This is a messenger RNA of Canis lupus familiaris (dog), 1980 nucleotides long. It is a transcript of the gene INTS15, whose product is annotated as chromosome 6 C7orf26 homolog. NCBI's taxonomy places the organism in Eukaryota, Metazoa, Chordata, Mammalia, Carnivora, Canidae. Bases 49 to 1395 code for a protein of 448 amino acids. The record is from RefSeq and is a predicted model, not a curated record. The transcript is spliced from 6 exons.
CGGAAGUCCCGACGCGCUCCGGGCGCCCCGGGCCGCGGCGGCCGCACCAUGAGCGACAUCCGCCACUCGCUGCUGCGCCGCGACGCGCUGAGCGCUGCCAAGGAGGUGUUGUACCACCUGGACAUCUACUUCAGCAGCCAGCUGCAGAGCGCGCCGCUGCCCAUCGUGGACAAGGGCCCCGUGGAGCUGCUCGAGGAGUUCGUGUUCCAGGUGCCCAAGGAGCGCGGCGCGCAGCCCAAGAGGUUGAAUUCACUUCAGGAGCUCCAACUUCUUGAAAUCAUGUGCAAUUACUUCCAGGAACAAACCAAGGACUCUGUCCGGCAGAUUAUUUUCUCAUCCCUUUUCAGCCCCCAAGGGAAUAAGGCUGAUGACAGCCGGAUGAGCUUGUUGGGAAAACUGGUCUCCAUGGCAGUGGCUGUGUGUCGAAUCCCAGUGUUGGAGUGUGCGGCCUCCUGGCUCCAGCGGACGCCUGUGGUCUACUGUGUGAGGUUAGCCAGGGCCCUCGUGGAUGACUACUGCUGUCUGGUGCCGGGAUCCGUGCAGACGCUGAAGCAGAUACUCAGUGCCAGCCCUCGCUUCUGCUGCCAGUUCAUAACUUCUGUCACCGCACUGUAUGACCUGUCAUCAGAUGACCUCAUCCCACCAUUGGAUUUGCUCGAAAUGAUUGUCAGCUGGAUUUUUGAGGACCCAAGGUUGAUUCUCAUCACUUUUUUAAAUACUCCGAUUGCUGCCAAUCUCCCCAUAGGAUUUUUAGAGCUCACCCCACUCACUGGAUUGAUCCGCUGGUGUGUGAAGGCCCCUCUGGCUUAUAAAAGGAAGAAGAAGCCCUCCUUAUCUAAUGGCCACGUCACUCCCAAAGUUCCAAAGGACUCUGGAGGGAUGGACAGAGACUCCCACCUCUUGUACUCAAAACUCCACCUCAGCGUCCUGCAGGUCCUUAUGGUGGUCCAGGUGCACUUAACUGAGAAGAAUCUGUAUGGGCGCCUGGGGCUCAUCCUGUUUGACCACAUGGUCCCCCUGGUAGAGGAGAUUAACAGGCUGGCGGAUGAACUGAACCCCCUCAACGCCUCCCAGGAGAUCGAGCUCUCCCUGGACCGGCUGGCGCAGGCUCUGCAAGUAGCCAUGGCUUCCGGGGCCCUGCUGUGCACGAGAGAUGACCUGAGAACCUUGUGCUCCAGGCUGCCCCAUAAUAACCUGCUCCAGCUGGUGAUCUCGGGCCCUGUGCAGCAAACACCACAUGCGGCGCUCCCCCCAGGCUUCUACCCCCACAUCCACACGCCCCCGCUGGGCUACGGGGCCGUGCCGGCCCACCCUGCCGCCCAUCCCGCCCUGCCCACACACCCAGGGCACACCUUCAUCUCGGGCAUGACAUUCCCGUUCAGGCCCAUUCGCUAGGCCGAUCCCGUGUGCAACUGAGGGGCAGUGUGCCUUCUGUGUGGGCCAGAGGAAGCCUUUCAGAGAAGUGGGCAGCCAUCCCGCAGAAGAGGACCUCGUGGGAGCAGGCGGUGGCCCCUCGUUGCCCCGGCAGGACUGUCUUGGUGCGGAAGUUGUGCAGCGUUGCAGUCGGGGGGCCUCCCGUGGGGUCACAUUUGCAGAAGUCCACGUGGGAUCGAUGAAAGGAGGAGUGGGCAGCGCCUGAUGAGGGCUUGGGCGGCCUGCGGACACACCGACUCCACAAGCCAGUAUCUGUGUGUCGUUUCAGACAUGCAGGGAGCCCGUGCUGCCCCGAGCACAGCUGUGAUGAGCAGCAUUUGCAAGGCCCUUUGGCAUCUCCGUACGUGAAUGUGACAGGGCCCCUGCCACCCGGGUUCCCGGGGAGCUCCGUGAGCUCGAGGCUGGGCCUGGGCGCUUGGCGCUAGCUGGGGAACUGGGCAGGGACCUGCAAGAGGACCGCCCGUCCCCGCCGAGGAGCUCCUCUGUUUUAUCGGGGUCUAAAUUUUCCUUUCAUAUGUUCAAAUAAAUUUUUUCUAAACAGCUUUA